GUCGGGGAAAGAGGGGCGGCGCUGCGCUGGAUGCGACGGUGCAGACAUGUUGGAGGUCCGUCAACGUCAUGAUGUUGUGGUUAAACAGAGCCAGGAAAGGAGCGAAGCGGUUGGAGAUGCUGCUGACCGAGUCGACGCUCGAACUGGGGACAGGGAGAUGUCGGCCGAGACGCUGACUGUUUUCUUGAAGUUGUGCGCGGCGGUUUUUUACGGAGUUAGCUCCUUUUUUAUCGUGGUGGUGAACAAGAGCGUCCUAACCAGCUACAGAUUUCCGUCAAUAUUAUUUGUGGGCAUUGGUCAGAUGUUAGCAACGGUCACUCUGCUGUGGGUGGGUAAGGCAUGCAAGGUGGUGAAGUUUCCUGGCCUGGAUUACAGUAUGCCGCGGAAGGUGUUUCCACUACCUCUCUUAUACCUGGGGAACCAACUUACAGGAUUGCUGGGCACUAAGAAACUGAACCUUCCAAUGUUUACAGUUUUAAGGAGGUUUUCCAUUCUGUUUACAAUGAUAGCAGAAAGUUUGUUACUCAAUAAGAACUUCUCUCGAUCUGUUCAGGUGACUGUCUUUGCGAUGAUACUUGGUGCGUUUAUUGCUGCCAGUUCUGACAUGGCGUUUGACUCGUUUGGAUAUGGAUAUAUUCUUACAAAUAAUGUGUUAACAGCUGCGAAUGGAGCUUAUGUAAAGCAAAAAUUGGAGUCAAAAGAGCUGGGUAAAUAUGGACUACUUUAUUACAAUGCCCUCUUUAUGAUUCUGCCUUCUUUGGUCAUUGCAUACUUCACAGGCGAUCUUCAAAAGGCAGUUAAUUUUGAAGGUUGGUCAAAUACCAUAUUUGUGAUGCAGUUCUUGCUGUCCUGCGUAAUGGGACAUGCCAUCUGAAGUUUUGAAUAUGCAUUCACCAAUGAGAUGCUUACCUUCCAGGCAGACUGAGGGUAUUAAUGAUGUUUGCAGGGCUUCCUACUGGUGUUCUGCCUGAUAAAUGGAUCUUGAAAACUAUUAAGUUUGCUUGGAUCUGCUGCUGUCAAUAGAGUUUGAGAAAUGAUAUGAUUUGGACUCUGAGUAUGAUGUAUUGGUUACUUGCCACUUAUUCACAAUGUCUCAUUUGGCAAGGUUUUGAAAAAAAUUAUGUGCUGCAGGUAAGCACUAAGUGCUGCUGUCACUAUAAAUGUGUGAAUAUGGAGGCUGGUAUUGGAGAGGGUUUGGGUGGUGGUUAUGAAUGUGAACAGUUCAGCUACGGACCCUUUCACUUCAGUGCUAGAUAUAUCUCAUCUGAAAGAAAUGUAAUUUAAAUGGAUAACGCAUCAAUGACUGACAAGGAUUGUUCUGCUUCUGAAUUUAUAAGUUGUAAAAAUUGCUUUUCAGUAUGGAACAAAUUUUUGUAUGAUUGUAAAACAAUCCAGAAUACUUUCUUAA
Rhincodon typus (whale shark) is the source of this 1408-nucleotide messenger RNA. Its product is annotated as UDP-glucuronic acid/UDP-N-acetylgalactosamine transporter. The record is from RefSeq and is a predicted model, not a curated record. Bases 47 to 874 code for a protein of 275 amino acids. NCBI's taxonomy places the organism in Eukaryota, Metazoa, Chordata, Chondrichthyes, Orectolobiformes, Rhincodontidae. Gene Ontology annotation, molecular function: GDP-fucose transmembrane transporter activity; antiporter activity. Gene Ontology annotation, cellular component: Golgi apparatus. The transcript is spliced from 10 exons.